Linum trigynum is the source of this 3222-nucleotide messenger RNA. NCBI's taxonomy places the organism in Eukaryota, Viridiplantae, Streptophyta, Magnoliopsida, Malpighiales, Linaceae. The record is from the annotation of a GenBank genome assembly.
UAGGCCUAAAAAAUAUUGUAAAUAAGAGUUAAUAAUAAAUUAUUAAUUACAAAAAUGAUGAAAAAAACUCAAAAAAAUCAAAAUAUUACAACAUCACCCCACUUCCAGAAAUUCGGUUCGGUAAACCGACCGAAAUCGCUUCUCACGGUAUUUCGGUAAUACCGGUUUGUAACCGUUUAUCGGUAAUUGGUAAACCGGUUACAAACCGGUAUCGGAAAUCGGUAACCAGUUUGGCCAACUUUGGUAUACCGAAACCGAUAAAUUCGGUAAACGGUAAAUUGUUUACCGACCGAAUCCCACCCCUACCUGUCGGGUAUUUAAGCGCCUGACCGGGUAUUUUCAUCUGACAGCUCCUCUGGCUCCAUACUUCCACUCUCCGAACCGAAACUCGUUCUCACGCCUCUAUAUCCACGCCAAGUCCUGAAAUAUGACAUAAACGAACAACCUAGCGUGAAAUCGGCCUAAAACACGAGAAUCGACUCUUAAACGGUUUUGGAAAUGGUGGUCAAAACAUGUGCAAAUAAUGGUCUAUCACCCCCUAAUGCACAAUUAGUAUGACUAAAUCGUAAUAAGAUAAUCAUAUAUUGAAUUUUGAAUCGAUGGCGCAAAAGAUUGUACUAACUCAAGUAGAGUUUUAGCUACUCGGUACUUCAUAUUCGCAUGUAGAUAGCUACUUCAAAGAGUUCGUAUAUUGAUUGAGUUUGUUGAACUUUACCUAACACAACUAUGAUAUCACUCGCAAGAUAUGAUGCUUUUUGGAGAAAUUGGGAGAAUAUGUUGGUGACAUCAAACCUAACAUGGAUAUGGUUGGAUUUUAAGCAACAUUUAUGGUCAAUAGAUUAGACAUGAAAAAUAUAUCUAGCAUUCCCAUAACUUGGUAGGAAGUAGUGAAUAAUUAGGAAUUGAAAGCUAGAAACAAAGUAGAUUUAAUAAAUAACUGCAAAUGAUAAUGUGUAAAAGAAAACAAAUGCUUAGAAAAUAGCUAGGCAUGAGAGAUUGGGAGUGCUACAUUAAACCCUCAAAGAGAAAGCAAGUAUCCAUUAAUAGUUAGCUGUGGAUAUUAAAAUAGCUAACUAUUAUGAAUACUAUAUACUGGUGAUUAAUACUUGGAACUUAGCUUGAACAUUGCAUCAUGCUGAUAAAAAUUAUUUCAUUAAUUACACUAUUGAAAUAAGGGGUCGUAUGGAAGUCUUGAUUGUUUUUGUGAGAUUGUUAAAAUGAAUACAUUUUUCAUAAUAUAUACAUAUGUUUUUAUUUUUUUUCAUACACAAUCAUGAAUUAUUUGCUUGAUUUGACUAAACUAUCACUCAAAUUGAAUGAUUAAACAAUUUCGAAUUUUAGCAUAGACUGUCGAGAUAAUUGGUAUCGGUGUUUGUCAUGUUUAUUUUUCUUGAAAUGUAUGGUACCACUGUUCUUAUGUCGUCAUUGAACACUUCUUCAACACUUCAAUUCAAUGUGCAAUAUUCCAACCAUUGAUAUUUGUGUUGAGAUUUUAAAAUUAUCUUUCAUUUAUAAUUUAGAAAAAAUUCUAAAUUAAUUAUUAAAAUAUGAAAUAGAAGUAUCAAACACCACAAAAUACUUAUAGGAGACUUAGCGAGCUAACUAACCGUGAUAAAAAAGUACUCUGUUUUUCAUAAUUUUAACUUCCUUCAUUUUUUGUUUUCACUUUAACAUUUUCAGUUUUUCACAUAUAUCUUGCUAACAUUUACUUUCUAGGAAUUCACAAGUUUGCUCAGAGCUCCAAAAGAAUGGCGGAUGCCCAAGUUCGAGUCCUCUCCACAAGUUUAAUUCAAGCAACGACAGUAACCACAGCUGAGCAGCAGCAGCAGAACAAGCUAUCCUUUUCAGAGAGGAUUCCCCUGACUCCAUGCGACCUGCGCCUCAUUCUGAUCGGAACCAUCCAAAAGGGCCUUCUCUUCCGCAAACCUACAAAUCCUCAAAUCGAUCAAACGACCUUCAUCCACAACUUGAAAUCCUCCUUCUCCCGUACUCUAUCCUUAUUCUACCCUCUCGCCGGCCGUCUUUCCGCCGACGAACACCCCGACGGCACUGCCUCUGUUUACAUCGACUGCAACAAUGCCGGAGCCAUGUUCGCUCACGCCGUAGCUGACGGCGUAGCCGUCGCUGACAUCCUCGAGCCUCUCUAUCCGCUUUUCGCGGUUCAGGUCACGGAGCUCGCCGACGGGAUCUUCGUCGGCUGCACGAUUAGCCACGCGGUGGCCGACGGAUUCACGCUCUGGAGGUUCAUGAACUUAUGGUCCCAAAUCUGUCGCUCUGGUUACUCGGACGAGAUCUCCCGCUCCGAUCAAACUUUCACCAGGCACUGGUUUCUAGACGAGAAGCAUCUCCCAAUCAGGAUCCCGUGGACGAUGAUCAGAGAUUUCAAAGACGAUUUCGUCCGGCCGCCGGUGAAGGAGCGGGUCUUCCACUUCACCCGCGAGAAACUCUCGGACCUCAAAUCACAAGCCCAAUUAGCCCAAUCCACCGAGCGAAUCUCGUCUCUGCAAACCCUAAUUUCCCACAUCUGGCGAGCCGUGAUUCGGAAUCGAAACAAUCCAGAUCCAGACCGGGAGACGCGAUUCAAACUGGCAGUCGGCCUUCGCUCGCGCCUGGAGCCGAAAUUCCCCGAGAAUUACUUGGGGAACGCCAUGGUGAUCCGCUUCGUCGUCCUGAAGGAGAGGGAUCUGCUGCUGCUGGAGGGGGAGAAGGGGCUGGGACACGUGGCGGCGGCGGUGAACCGAGUGGUGGCUGGGCAGGGGGAGGAGGAGAUGAUGGAAGAGCUGGAGGCUUGGAUCGAGAGCCCCCAGAUCUCGGGGUUGGCCAGGGUGGCGAAGGGGACGCUGUUGCUGAGUAGCUCGCCGAGGUACGACGUGUACGGGAACGAUUUUGGGUGGGGGAAGCCGGCGGCGGUGAGGAGUGGGGCCGGGAACAAGUUCGACGGGAAGGUGACGGUGUUUCCCGGGGUGGAAGCAGGGAGUAUGGACGUCGAGAUUUGUUUGUCGCCGGAGACGUUGGAGCGUCUGGGCAGUGAUCAGGAGUUCAUAGCCGCUACCGGCGUUUGAGCUGUACGGAUUUCCGUUCUCUUUAAUUAUUGGCUGGUGUGGUGACUGGUGAGUGUGCGUCAAAUGUUAACUGAUCAAUCCAAAUAAGAAACUGUAGCACGUGCGUACGUAAUCUAAGCUGAUUUGAUGAAUAAACAGAUAAUGAAAGGGUUAAUUUCAU